Molecule: messenger RNA, 2422 nt
Organism: Cloeon dipterum
Lineage: Eukaryota; Metazoa; Arthropoda; Insecta; Ephemeroptera; Baetidae
Product: galanin-like G-protein coupled receptor npr-9
Exons: 5
Coding region: 101-1261 (386 amino acids)
Biological process (GO): G protein-coupled receptor signaling pathway
Cellular component (GO): plasma membrane
Molecular function (GO): G protein-coupled receptor activity
Source: RefSeq, a predicted model, not a curated record
UGCCAGUGGAGAAUGACGUUGGUUAGCGAUGUCAGUGUUCAGAAUUCGAUGACGCGUGCUUUUUUCCCUUCUGGAUUGAGUUAAAUAAGAAUAAGCCGCGAUGUCAACGACUAAAGAUCAUCCCGACGUGUCCCUGUGCGACCGCCUGAUCGACUUUUUUGACCUGCUGCACAUCUACUUCAUACCGAGCAUCGUGCUCGUUGGUGUGUUUUGCAACAUGCUCAACCUGGUUGUCUUCAAGAGCACGUACCUGAGGAGGCGCAGCUCCAGUUACUACCUGGCAGCGCUGUCCCUGUCGGACGCCUGCUUCCUCGUCACCCUCGGCCUCAUCUGGGUCGGUGACACCUUCGAGGUCGACACCUUCAACAAAAACGGCUGGUGCCAGAGUGUAGUUUACCUGAGCACCACGUCCAGCUUCCUCAGCGUCUGGCUGACCGUCGGCUUCACCGCCGAGCGAUUCGUUGCCGUCCGCUAUCCGCUGCUGAAAUCGCACAUUUGCACCGUGGCCAAGGCGAAGAUGGUUGUUCUCGGCUUGGUUCUCGUCUCUUUGCUGCUCAACUCGUACGGAAUAUUCACGGCCGGAGUGGUGCGCCGCAGCAACGGACUGGAGUCGUGCGACGUGAAGCCACACUUUCGGGACGUCUUGAAGGUGAUCACGGUGGCCGACAGCGUGAUGACUCUGAUCAUCCCGUCUGUGCUCAUUGGUGUGAUGAACACGGUCAUUCUGCACUGUCUCAUUAAAUUCCGCAACCAGUUCAAACUUGGCGUUGUUGAGAAUGACGAAUCAUCGCCCUCAAAUAGUAUUCCCAUGGCAAAUCUGCAAGGGACUUCUCGUCCUCAAAAUUUGACCUCUAACACCGCAGAUAAUUUGCGUCACACGUCAACCAAUCUUUCUGGACCGCCAAAAGACUGUCAGAAUCUGGUUCGUCCCUCGCCUCACAGCAUUUUGGUAACGAAAACGCAGAGAAGUGUGACAAAAAUGUUGCUACUCACCUCAACCAUCUUUCUCGUUUUCAAUAUGCCAAGCUAUGUCAUUAGGCUGUACAUUUUCCUGUUUUAUUCCAUCUGGGAGGCGGCGGCGCCAUCAAAUCUCUGGUGCGUACAGCAAUUUUGCAUGCUGCUCUUUUACACUAACUUCAGCAUUAACUUUUUGCUCUAUUCAUUUUACGGCGCUACAUUUCGGCGUUGUUUAAUUCAGCUCUUGCGACGGAAAUUGCGAUGUCGAUGUAAUCGCAAGUGCGUAAAAAACCGAGCUUUUUAGGUAAUAACUAAUAUGGCACUCGAAAAAGUGCUCGAAGCGUAAGCAAAUUUGUUUGAAAUUACCCUCCUGCAAAAUUCGGUAGAGUUUUUAAUUUUUAUCAAAGGACCAUAAAAUAAGUUUUUAGCACAUUAGAAACUUCUCAACAUGUAUUUUUAUUUCCAUAAAACGUUGGUUUAGAUGAAAAUUCUUGAUUUCAAGGAUUUACUUGCAUCAUGGAGAAUAUUGUGCCCUUCAUUUUUUUUCUUCCAGAGAGGAUCUCCUCUCCCAGCCUCUUCUUCUCUAGACAAACCACCCCGAAAAAGCAAUCAUACAAUAAAUAGAACGUAAUACUAUAAUGGAAUGAGUUUUUGUUAUUAUAUGAUUGUUCGUUUUGUCUUAUGAAGUAGAGAGCUUUGGUAGCACACCGGAACUAUUGUCACAAGCACAAAAUAAAGGACGGGCGUACAUUGCCUUCAGGAAAAAGUCCGCAGAUAUCAAUUUUCCGACUGCGGUGAAAGACACUUCACCACUAGCUUUCUUUUCCAUUGGAGGAACUCUACUUCUCCUAUGUUGUAACUUUUCCACAUCUUUAUAUCUAUAAUGUACUAAUACAGGGAGCCAAAUGGAGUAAAUAAUUUAAUCAGCAAACUUGACGUUCUUCAUUCAGUGUAUCAAAUAAAUUUUGUAAUUAUCAACGCCAAAACGCAGGAUUGAUAAUAAAAAUCCGUUUGUUACGUUGAAACGCUUUUUCACCAACCCAAUGCGGAGAAUAAUGAAUAUAGAGGUCUCGGCAGCGUAAUUUUUGGCGGCGGCUCGCUGAACUGGCUGCAUCUGAAUUUUGGGCCGGCAACAGAACAUAAUAGCCGGCGGCUGGCGUGGCCCUUCAAAAAAAGAAGUUUGACAAGUGCUUGACCGUCCAAAGGUCGAUUUUUUCUCCGGCAUUUUUUUAUUUUUUUUGACAGGCGGCUGGUGCAGCUUAGCCACAUUCACGGCAUUUGGAUGCUGACCACAUGACAUUAGCCGGCUGGCUGAUUGUGAGACCUCUCAGAGUGAUUUCUGAUAACCCUGUUAUUGAAUAAGGAAAACAUUCCUGAAAGCGCUCUUGUAUAAGAAAGAUGUCUAACUGUUAUGCUAUCUCUUUGUAACCAAAAAUCGUAAUGAACGGAUCUCACAAAAAGUGUA